Cricetulus griseus (Chinese hamster) is the source of this 1744-nucleotide messenger RNA. NCBI's taxonomy places the organism in Eukaryota, Metazoa, Chordata, Mammalia, Rodentia, Cricetidae. The record is from RefSeq and is a predicted model, not a curated record.
CACCGACGACACGUUCUGCGAGGCCUGCAAGUCCACCGUGGGUGUUGACUUUAAAAUCAAGACUGUAGAGCUAAGAGGGAAGAAAAUUAGAUUGCAGAUCUGGGACACGGCAGGGCAGGAGAGAUUUAACAGCAUUACCUCAGCCUAUUACAGAAGUGCCAAGGGGAUCAUAUUAGUCUAUGACAUCACUAAGAAGGAGACAUUCGAUGACUUGCCAAAAUGGAUGAAGAUGAUUGAUAAGUAUGCUUCGGAAGAUGCUGAGCUGCUCCUGGUUGGAAACAAGCUGGACUGCGAAGCAGACAGAGAAAUCUCCAAGCAGCAAGGAGAGAAGUUUGCACAGCAGAUAACUGGGAUGCGGUUCUGUGAAGCCAGUGCCAAGGACAAUUUCAAUGUGGACGAGAUAUUUCUGAAACUCGUCGACGACAUUCUGAAAAAGAUGCCUCUUGAUAUUUUGAGAAGCGAGUUAUCCAAUAGCAUACUCUCUCUACAACCAGAGCCUGAGAUCCCACCAGAGCUGCCUCCUCCUAGACCACAUGUCCGAUGCUGUUGACUGGCUGCUUUGGAGACAGAGUGCAUACAGUCCCCGACGGGGGCGGGGACCAUUCUGUGUGCACUGCAAUCAUGUGACAAUUUCCUUCUGCACUUUGUAACCCAAGUCAGCUAUACACUAACUUGUAAAUAUGCAAAUAUGCAAUCCUGGGUAAGGUGGGUUAUAAAUCACAUGCUUCCCCUCGGACUGUAUUUCCUCGUUGUUCCAGUGUGUAAUGUGCCUACACUGGGAGGCGUGGUUCUUCUGGUGUGAAGAAUGGGAGAGAAGAAGGGUGUGCUGUCUCCUGAGUACUUUAAAUGUCUACACUACGAGGCAGACGCUCCGAUGGGAAAAGAGGGCCCGGUGCUUCGAGUUCCGUUUCAGAGAAAAAUCUACAAAACUGAAGACUUUUUUGAAAAAGAAGACAUGACAACGGCUUCUUCUUUAUUUACGAGGCUUUCCCAGCUGUAGCAUCUUGAGGUUUGGAGUGUCUCUGCCCCAAAGCAAAGCUCCUCUCUCCACAGCCAACACGGAGUUGGCUCUCGGGUCCUGUAGUGAGAGACUUCUCUGAGGUAGAGGGCUGGAUUCGACUGGGUCCUGUGGCUGCAGAAUCUGGGGAUGUCCAGUGGCCAUGAUGGAUGUUUUUAAGAACGACAAAGAUUCAAUUGAGAAAGGACUGUUGGGCAGGGAUUGUAAUCCAGUGUUGAGCUUCAAUCCCCAGCAUCACAAGGGGUGGGGGAGGGGAAGGAAAUGAAAUUAAAGAAGACAAAUUUUUGAAACUAUAUAAGAGAUUUUAAAACCACACUGCUAUCCUACACAAAUCCUGUUUGAAGGGAUUUUAAGAGUUACAUUUUACUGUAUCAAAAAACACAUAUGCAUUUGCCUAGACAUCCUGUAUCUUUGUAAUGAUGGACUUCUCCCAUUGAUGGUGAAGCUUAUUCCUAUGAAGCCUAGACUGUGUUCAAGUUUUCUUGUUUUUGUUUUUGGUUUUUUGUUUGUUUGUUUUUUUUGGUUUUUUUUUUUUUUUGGUCUGAUAAGGAAUUUGUGAACUCUAUCUUUGGUAUAUCUUUUAUUAAACUGCACUGUUUUGUUUAGUCAAGGUAAAUAAGUAUGUAUUUGAAUAACUUGGUGUGCCCUGAGUAUUGUGGUGUGAGAAGCAUCGUGGUCUUUCUACACUAAUGAAGUGCAAAUAAAAUUUUGUAUUUAUGAAUGACA